AGUGGAUUCAGGAAGCCAUUACGCUGCGUAGUUCACUCAGUAAAAGUACUUACUGUUUUUACGUAUUCUACGUAAGUCUAAUUCAAAACGUGAUGGCCUCUCAGGCUAAAAAGCGAAAGAUGAAUUUCUCGGACCGGGAGGUGGAGAUCAUCGUGGAGGAGAUGGAGAAACAGAAACACACUCUGGUGAAUCACUUUAACGCCGGCGUGACGCACGUCGCUAAGAAUAGCGCGUGGCUGGAUAUUCUCAAGCGCGUGAACGCGGUGACCAACUGCCCGCGCGAGCUCUCCGAGGUGAAGAAGAAAUGGUCCGACCUGAAGACCGAGGUCCGGCGGAAAGUCUCCCAGGCGCGGGCGGCGGUGGAGGGAACCGGGGACUGCAGCACGGUGCCGGUCAUUCUCACCUCCAUGCAGCAGCGCAUCUGUAACCUGCUCGGUGAAGCCACCAUCAUCAGCCUGCCUUCCGGGGAGGCGGGGGAAGCCAGCGCGGAGAUCACGGUGCCGGUGCCCAUCAACAGCACAGCCGCCACCACCGUCACUUUAACGCAAAGUAUUCAGCCCACGCCCGGUACAACCUGUGAAAUAAAAACACUGGAAGCGACAGAGACCACGUACCACACGCUGGAGGACGGCAUGGUGGAGUACUGCACGACAGAGACUCCGGUCACCGUCACAGCCGAAGCCCCCGUGGAGGUCUUGGCGGCACAGGCCGAGUGCUCGAUAAAACCACAGGAGCUGAAGAGCCGUAUUGCGCUGAACUCGGCCAAGCUGCUGCAGGAGCAGCGCGUUACCAACCUGCACGUGCGUGAGAUCGCGCAGCAUCUGGAGAACCAGAACGACCUGCUGCAGAUGAUCCGCCGCUCGCAGGAGGCGCAGGCCUGUGCCCAGGAGAGACAAGCACAAGCCCUCGAGGGCGUCCAGGCCACCCUCCUCGCUUUCAUUCAAAUGUUUAAGCCUGCUCUUAAGGACGUUAGGAAGUUUCUGCAAAAUGUCAACAGUAACAGCAGCUCGGAGUCUGGAAUCGAGACUGGUGAGGGCGUGUCGAACGUGAAACAGCAGGUAGAAGACGGGCAGUAGACUCAUGGUGGUCGUGUUUUUAGCAGAAUGAAUAGCGUGUGAUAUUUGAGGGAAUAGACCUGAGAUUGUCAGAACUUAGAGGACAGAGCAAGUUCUGCUUUCCUUGAUGGUAUACACUAUAUUUUACAAACCGUUACUUUAAUAAUUUUGUCAGUGCUGGCUGUUUCUAAGUUUUUAGGUCCAUCCAUCUAACAUUUUCCGUAUCUGCCACUACUAAUGAGCCUGUACAUUUUCUAAUUAAAGACCUAGCUCUAGUUAAUGUACUAAAUGCUAUCUCGAAUGAAUUGUCAUUCACUGAUACAUUGACACAUUCAUUAAAGCUGUUUUACCACUGUUUUAUCCUGGUCAGGGUCACGGUGCAUCUGAUUCAUUAGGCGAAAGGCAGGAAACACCCCAGACAGUACGCCAGUCCGUCACGGGGCACACAAACACAAUCUCACACACACAGCAAUUUUUAGUAGCUCCAAUUAGCUACUAAAUGUCUUUGGUUUGGGUCCUUUCUGUGAGGAGUUUGCAUGUUCUCUCUGUAUCUUAUGUGGGUACCGUUUCUGUCAUGAAUGUUACCAAAGUGUAAAACAUGACGUUAAAAUCCUAACAAACAAACAAACUAAAUGUCUUUGGCCUCCAGGAAACUGGAGCACCCAGAGUAAACCCACAUACAUGGACACGGGACGACCAUACAAACUCCACACAGAGAGCACCCUGUUCGCCCGGCCGGGGAAUCAAACCCAUGCCCUUCUACAUGUGAGGCAACAGCGCUACCUACUGCACAGAAUUGUUUUUUAUAUUAUUCUACUGAUUUAUUUUAUGUAUCUGACAUUAUCCUGUGAUUUGCUGAUUUAUAUUUGAUAAAAUACAUUUGCAAA
Trichomycterus rosablanca is the source of this 1942-nucleotide messenger RNA. It is a transcript of the gene naif1, whose product is annotated as nuclear apoptosis inducing factor 1. The transcript has 3 exons. The record is from RefSeq and is a predicted model, not a curated record. NCBI's taxonomy places the organism in Eukaryota, Metazoa, Chordata, Actinopteri, Siluriformes, Trichomycteridae. Gene Ontology annotation, cellular component: nucleus. Bases 93 to 1076 code for a protein of 327 amino acids.